AAGAUUUUCUUUUAAUAUAAAUUCUGCCUAUACACAAAACCACUCUGUCCUUCCCAUUAGCCUCUUUGGCAGGGCUACACAAUGACCUCAUCUGGAAUGGGCCUAAGCACAGAAAAAACACACGCACACACACGGCCAUAAGCCUACAGAGCCCCAUAUAAGGAUUUACUGAUGAUGUAAUGGGCGCCACUGACUGCUAGUGAGACUUGGUGUGCAGAGCCCUUCUCAUAAUGUUUGGUUUUCCGGAUGGAAUGUCCACAUCACUGGGAUCUCUGGGAAAGGGAGACGUGAAGGCAAAGGAAAGCAUGCUCUCCAAGAAUCUUCUUCAAAAGAAGAAAAACCAGCAGCCCUGCUCAGGGACGUGCUGAUAAUUCAAGAACAGCAGGGACCUUCUGCCUCUUUAAGCUGGACUUUGGUAGCUUCUGAAGAUAAGAAGAUGGCUGGGUGCAGCCUCAAGAGUACUCGAGUAUUUGGGAUCUAAAUAAGAAACAACAGAAGGAACAAGAACAGAAUCAAAGGACUAUCGCAAUAAGGGGAAUGUGACUAUUCUUAACCGUCCUACAUCGCUGUUUAAGGAGAAUUAAACGUCUGAGUUAAAGAAAACAGGAAUGACAUAAAUUCUGAGACCCGCUUUUACUAUAUUGAACAGAAAUUCCAUACUCUAAAAGAGAAGACAGAACCCAAAACCCCAGUAUUCUGGAAACCUGCAAUCCAGUUUCAUCCAAGACGUAAUGACAACCCCAAUCCUACUUUCAGAGGUGGACAUCCUGAGGAGGAGGGUGAUGGAAAUGGAGGCAAAGGACGAAGAGCUGAUCCGAAUGGCAGAUCAGUGUCGGGAGCUGGAUCACAGGCUUACCAAAGAGAACCGCCUUUGCCACGGUCUGAGAGUUGAAGUGGUGAAGCUCAAUGGCAGAAUCAACAAACUGGACAGGGUAGAGGAGGCUUUAGGGAAAAGCAGACAGGACUGUAGCGUUCUGAAGAACAGCUUGGAGCAGGAGACAGAGGCCAGAAAGAUGCUGACGGCUGAGCUGGACACACUCAGAGUUAAAGUGAGGGAGCUGGAGGCUGUUGAAGGCCGAAUGGAAAAGACGGAAACUGUUGUCAGGCAGGAUCUGUGCAAGCUCAGGUCACUUACUGUAGCCUUGGUAGAAGAAAGGAAGAGUAUGGCGGAAAAGCUCAAACAGGCGGAGGAGAAAAUGAACAGAAAAGAAAGCCAAAGAAAUGAGUUCGGGAGUUCAGCAACAGCAGAGAGACUUAAGGAAGAGAGUCAGACCGCAUUACGGUUUAGCACCGAUUUUGAAGAGAAGAUAAAAAGCAUCGUAAAGGAAAAGGCUGAGCUCCAAAACAGACUCAAAACGGAGGAAGAGAAGAACCAAGAGUUAGAAGGUAAAAUAACCACAAUGAAGAAAAAAUUAGAUGCCUUUGACAACAACAGAAAAAAGGAGAAGUACGCUCACAUCUCCAUUCCAAACAACCACACAGACGACAACAAGAUUAAAGAGCUGACGCAGGAGCUGGAUGCGCUGCGGAAGAGACUCCAGGACAAGGAGGUGUUAAAGCGUGAACUCAUCAAAGUAGAGAAAGAUUUUGAGUUCCUUGAAAAGAAGCUCCAGGAGGAACAGCAGAGAACACAAGCCCUAACAGGAGAGCUUGAGCUUGCGAAGAAGGAGCUUUCCAGGUACGAGCAUGAAGAGAAGCAGGAGGUCAACCAGGAGCAUCUUCUGCUGUGCCAUCUCCAGAAGGAGCAGGUUAAAUCCAGACUCCUAACCAAAGAAGUAGAUAGCCUGAAGGAGAAACUACAAAAGCUGACAGGAACAGAGGAAAGCACCUGCAGGGCACAAGUGGAUCAUACAAGACUUCAGAGAAAACUCACCCAGCAGGAAAUCCAGAACAAAAAGUUGGCCAUGGAGAUGGAGGAUCUAAGGAGUGAGCUCGAGGAGUACAAGCACAUCCAGAACCUCCAUUUCAACAAAGGAGUGCAAACUGAACCUGCAGAGAACUCAGUUCCCGACCUCAACAGAUGCCAUAAGAGGUCAAACGAUGAAACCAGCGGGCAGCAUGGGAACAACAACACGAGCGCCUCCAACAGAAGCUCCCUGGUGUACAGCUUUCACUCCGAUAACAGCAGCAUUUAUUCCAGGAGCCAUUCCGAACCAGACAAGGCCCAAACGCUCAACGGAGAGGUAAUGAUGCUGACGCACACACCCGGGCAGCCUCUACACAUCAAAGUAACGCCCCAUCACACUCGAAACACAGCCACGUUCGAGAUUAGCGGACCCUCUGGAGAAAACGCAACGUCGUACACGACGACUGCGGCCGUCGUCCCAUCACCUGGCAUGUCUCCUAAACAGAGGAUCAGCAUCACUCCAGCAAGUGACACCGAUUCAAGCCCCAACUGCACCACCUCCCAGCUAAAUCCAGCAUCCAUCUCCCAGCUGGUAACUUCAAAUCUCUCAUCAAGCUCCAUAACGCCAGACAACAGCUCACCGAUGAAGAUAGUCACCGUCAGGACUUGUUCUCCUGAACCAAGCGAAGCUUUAGGUCGGAGCAGUUUCUGCAGCACUCCUGAGCAGCUCAGCAAAUGGCAGAGUGAAGAGUCUGAGAGCAACGACACCAGUCCCAGCAUCCUCACAGCAGAAGACAGUAAAAUCCACAUCCAUUUAGGGAGCCAGUAUUUACCAUCUCUGAAUGGUACGGACGGCAGAAGCCUGCACACUGUAGGCCCAUACUGUCUUCAGCAUCAACAAAGCACGCAAGUGAUUUCCAACGGCUGUCUGGUCAAAAGUGUGGGGAAGAUUACGAGCAGCAUCACGAUUUCUCCGGCUUUAGCUCCUGCAUCAUCAAACAUCACAGUGAAAGGUCUUUACAGCUGUGAGUAGACCAAAAAAAAAAAAAGGAAGAACCGUAUUUUUAGAGUCAUAAGUUGCUCUGAAGAAUAGGUUGAAGAUGCAAAAUUAUGCAUAGAAAAAUAUCAUGUACACGUCGCUCUUUUGGGAGAAGUUUAUUUAACAAAAUACGAGAACAAGAACUGAUAUUUUACCUUGAAAGGCAAAUCCUAAUAACAGAAUAGAUAAUAAUAACAGACUGAAUAUCUGCACGCUUCACUACAAUAACAAUUUGAUGCUUUUUUAGCUUCAGGAAUUAUUCAGGAUUUUUGAUGUGGUUGAAAAUUUGUUUCUUAAAGAAGUAUAUUUGAUGGAUGACAGAAAAGAACAACAGAUUGCUGUCAACCCUUUCUUUAAAAAAAAAAAAAAAAUUUGAUCAUUUACCAUCACAAUGUGGAUCUGUAGUUUCCAAUGUCAAAAACUAGACAAAUAAAAUGUAUCUUAAAAUAUAUGGAUUAAAAUAAUGACAUAAGACAAUAGAAACCGACAUAAUUGGUAAAAACAUUUGUUUCUUUUUGGUUCAAGUUAAAAUGCAAAAAAUGUCUUCCACUCUUUUCAAAUCAAUGUCUGUAUAUUUAAUUAUACAGAUACAAGCCAAGUCAUCAAUCAACUCUGAUCACCUUUAACUUAAGGUCUGAGCAGAAUUUAUCAGAUACAUGUCAGAUACAUGAUAUAUAUCUUAGUCACAUCUGUGCAAAAUGAUCCACAUUGUCAUUUUUCUCUGAGUUAUUCUCUGAGCUAUUUGCAAGUCCUUUAUUUCCUCGUUUUUAAAAGUUAAUCUAACAUUUAGACUUUAACGAUCUUUUGUGCCUUGGCAAUUUUCAUCUUGUCAUCUGCUUUUGAACGGCUGCAGUGUGCAGAAAAUAGAGUAACCAUAAAGCUGUUGGAGCUAUAAACCCAACCUCAACAGAACCAAUGAACAGUUGAACUUGUUUUCAGGGUAAAUGUUUUGGGGUAUUUCAAAUAUCUUAUAUUCUUACCUUUCUAUGAACGACUGGAUGACAAAAAAAAAGAUGUUUUUUUUACUCCAUCGUGUAUUUUAAUCAAUCUAAUAUGUACUGCUUUUUUAUGUGUUUAGAAACAUUUUAUUGUGUUUAACUUUUUAUUUGUACGUGUCAAUGUCAUACAAAAACGAAUAAAAAAAUGUUUAAAACUUCCA
Oryzias latipes (Japanese medaka) is the source of this 4044-nucleotide messenger RNA. Its product is annotated as filamin A-interacting protein 1-like. The record is from RefSeq and is a predicted model, not a curated record. NCBI's taxonomy places the organism in Eukaryota, Metazoa, Chordata, Actinopteri, Beloniformes, Adrianichthyidae.